UAUUUUAUUUUAUUUUUACAUGAAUUGUAAUACAGUAUUGAUACUAACAGUUUUGCACUCUACCGUUUUCACCUUUAAACAGGGACCUGAUGGAGCAUCAGUGGGAAAAAUGAUGGUUUUAAUGCUGAAAGAGACAAAGUUGCGCAACAGCUGUAAAUAGACUUGCGCAUGUAUCCUAGCAACGCCUCGCGCAUGAGCGUGCGUGACGUCAUAGAAUACUUGCGCGUGACGUCAUCCGUGCCUCUAAAAACAGGCGCGCAUGAGGGAGCAGGACCAGACACGACUGGGAUUACAAACAGACACCCUGAGCUCACUGCAGAUCCUGUACCGAGACAAUGGCUUUUAAGAACUGGUUGAAAAAACUGACCUCCGGGAAAAAGUCCUGCAGGAAUGAGGAGGAAGAGAGGCAGCAGAAAGAGAAGGAGAGGCGGCAGAUAGAGAAGGAGAGGCAGCAUAAAGACAAGGGAUGGCAGCCAAUGCUGCAGAUAAAGAAGAAGAGGCAAAUAAAGAAGGAGAGGCAGAUAGAGAAGGAAUGGCAGCAGAGAGAGAAGGAGAGGCAGAUAGAGAAGGAGAGGCAGAUAGAGAAGGAGAGGCAGCAGAGAGAGAAGGAGAGGCAGAUAGAGAAGGAGAGGCAGCAGAGAGAGAAGGAGAGGCAGAUAGAAAAGGAGAGGCAGAUAGAGAAGGAGAAAGAGCAGAAAGAGAAGAAGAGGCUGCAGAUGCAGCAGAAAGAGAAGGAGAGGCAGAUAGAGAAGGAGUGGCAGAAAGAGAAGGAGAAGCAGCAGAUAGAGAAGGAGAGGCAGCAGAUAGAGAAGGAGAGGCAGCAGAUAGAGAAGGAGAGGCAGCAGGAGGAGUAUAAAAUUCCUCCGCCUUUUGCGCCCCCUGCCCCUGUACAGUUUGUAGUGCCGUGGCAACUGAUAGAGGAGGAGAGGCAGCAGAUAAAGGUGGGAGGACAGCAGCCUGCCGGAGUGGAGGCUUCGUCCCUAAUUAUGCCAACAGCGCCCCCUCUCCCUAAUGAGGAUUUAGCGCUGUGGUACGGGGCAGCAGAACCAUGGCAUCUCAUAGAGGGGGAGAGGCAGCAGAGAGAAAAGGAGUGGCAGCAAAUACAGACGGAAAGGCAGCAGAUAGAGAAGGAGAGGCAGAUAGACAAGGAGAUGCAGAUAGAGAAGGAGAGGCAGAUAGAAAAGGAGUGGCAGCAAAUACAGAUGGAGAGGCAGCAGAUAGAGGAAGUGAGGCAGCAGAUACAGAAGGAGAGGCAGAUAGAGAAGGAGAGGGAGAUAGAGAAGGAGAGGCAGAUAGAAAAGGAGUGGCAGCAAAUACAGAUGGAGAGACAGCAGAUAGAGGAAGUGAGGCAGCAGAUAGAGGCAGAGAGGCAGCAGAUAGUGGUGGAGAGGCAGCAAAUAGAGGAGUAUAGCAUUGCUCCACCUAUAGCGCCCCCUCUCCCCAACAAGUAAGUAUUUAGCGCCGUGGCAGGGGGCGUCAGAUAGAGAAGGAGCAGCAGGAGGAGCUGUAUUAAAAGUAGGCGACAUAAAGAAGAGAAUGAAGUCUCUGGUCCACAUGGUGAACUCAUUCAUAGCUCCAUGUGGAAAUAACCUCUCUAUGAACUCCUCUGAUCCAUCUGUAUCUACAUGGUGAGCUCAUUCAUAGCUCCAUGUGUUAAUAACCUCUCUACGAACUCCUCUGAUCCAUCUGUAUCUACAUGGUGAGCUCAUUCAUAGCUCCAUGUGUUAAUAACCUCUCUACGAACUCCUCUGAUCCAUCUGUAUCUACAUAGUGAGCUCAUUCAUAGCUCCAUGUGCAUGGGUUCCUCUCUCUGGCAUGAAUGGCGUGCUACGAUUAUAAUAAUAAAUCUGAUUUAAACCCUUAAUCACGCUGCUGUUUUAUUGUCUUCUCUAAAUAUAAAAGUUUUAUUUUAUUAGUAAACCUUUAAACACAUCCACACUCACCCAACACACUCAGAAACAAGAAGCAGCAGCAGCAGCAUAUACACUGCAAAAAAAUCCAUAGGCAAAAACUAGACAACAUAUAUGUAAAUUAAGAAAAAAAUAUGUAAAUAAAAAAC
Molecule: messenger RNA, 2059 nt
Organism: Astyanax mexicanus (Mexican tetra)
Lineage: Eukaryota; Metazoa; Chordata; Actinopteri; Characiformes; Acestrorhamphidae
Product: trichohyalin-like
Exons: 2
Coding region: 336-1451 (371 amino acids)
Source: RefSeq, a predicted model, not a curated record